AUGACUGGCAAGCUCCUUCUGUUGAUUCUCGUAUGUAUGGCUCCGGUACCCUGGGCAAGGGUAUACAACCAGGACCACAGUCUGGCCCAGUGUACCGUCGCCGGUGUCCUGGGUGUCUUUGCAGGUCUGAUGGCCUAUUGGGUGAGAUACCACUACUUCCCCUUGCAGGCCGAGAAGGAAUGGUGCGUCUCCAAGUGGUGUCUGGUGAGUGGGAAGCCCUGGGAUCCUUUCCUUCCGGAGGGUGAUGCCCUGGUCGCGGCUGCCAGUGGUGUGACGACCAUGGUCUCAACGACCUUGCAGGCGGGCUUCUCUUCGCUGGCCACGGCAGCAGCAGGCCACCUUUAUAAACAACAUUUGGCGGAACAUUUCUGUGGCAUAGGUGCGGAUAUGACCGCCGUGGAACUUGGGGUCUAUCAUGGAUAUACCACCUCCAUACUCGCCAACAUGUUCAAGAAGGUGAUCGCAGUGGAUGUGAACAAAGGGCUCAUUGAGAUCGCAGCCAAGACUUUGGGUGAACUGGAACAGGAAAACGUGGUGUUUCUGAUGAUGGAUUUGAUGGCGGAUGGUUGGAGCAAAUUCGCCAGCAACGAUGUAAAGGUGGUGGUCAUUGAUGCAGAUCACACCUAUGCCGGGGUCAAGCGUGAUGCUGGCAAUGCUUUACGCUACCUGCCAGAGUUGCAGUGGCUGGUCUUUCACGACACUUGGAUGGACCAGAUCGAACUUGCAGUUCAUGAAUUCGAGCAGCAGGGCACCGAUGUUGGCUUGGGAUUUGAUGGUUCCUCCUAUGAAUAUCCAACCGUGGACGAUCAACUUCCUGAUGGCGCGACCGGCAAAGUCACACGCAUCACCAUCCGACAGAAACCGGAGGGCAAGAUCUGUAGACGAUUGUUGGGCUCAGAGAUUGUUCAGCCCAACUUUAUCGAUCAACAGUUUAUGCUUUACAGGCAACCUAUCUCCACCACGAAGAUUUGCGCGACUGGCGCCUUCCGUUUUCAUGCGAAUCAUCGCUUGAAGACGGCCUAUUGGAAGUCGGGUAGCUGGAGAUAUUCCAACUACUCACAGGCCAGACUCUUAGUGAGGCUCCCGCGCAUGGCGGCCACACCGUUGGAGGCGCAUUUCAACUUGGACCAUAACGCCUUUCUGCUGACCUACGCGGGCCACGCCGCGGCGCAGUGGUUCGGCCUCUCGGUGAACUAUGCGGAUCGGCCCUUCCACGUCGCCAGAGCCUUAUUUUAG
Messenger RNA from Cladocopium goreaui, 1236 nucleotides. The record is from the annotation of a GenBank genome assembly. Lineage: Eukaryota; Dinophyceae; Suessiales; Symbiodiniaceae.